UUCCUACUAGUUCCUUUUGGAUCUAACGUUUCUCCGAAAUUUCCAACCUUUCUUUCUUUGUUUUCUACUUAUGGUCAUUUUCUAAUUAAGAAAGCUCUCUUCUUGAUCAAGAUUCAUAUCUCAAAGAUUCCAUCUUUAUUACAAACACCAAAGGUUGAACCUUUAUGACCUCCAAAUAAAACGUAGCCUCAACCAGCCAAAACUGAACCAAACCCAUUUCAGAAAACAAGGAUUUCCAUGUACCCAGUUUCUGAAAUCCAUGGAAUUUGGUUUCUGAAUGCUGCAAUUGUCAGACAAAUACUAGAAAGGGCAAAGAGUGAGUUGAAAUGAAUGCUGCAGAGGUAUGAGAGACAGCAGAAGGUGUCAUUUUCCAGAGUCCAUCUUGUUCCUGCCUGCGCCCAUUUAUGGAGUCUCCUGUGAGAUCUUUUUCGCCUGUGUUGGUCUUCCUCCUCCUCUUCUUCGUCGGCGCGUUUGUCUGCACGCGCCUCCUUAACUCCACCUUCCCAUGGGAAACGAACGGAACAUCCCAAUUAUACCCUCAGCAAACCCAUGUUCUUCCCAAAACGCCCGCAAAGAGACUCGAAAUCCCACUCAACUGCACUGAGUACCACCUCACCCGAACCUGUUCCUCAAACUACCCCACCACCUCUUCUCCAGACCAAGAUCCUGACCGUCCAUCUCCACCCACGUGUCCGGAGUACUUCCGCUGGAUACACGAGGACCUGAGGCCGUGGGCCCACAGGGGGAUCACAAGGGACACGUUGCAGGAGGCGAAUCGUACGGCCGAUUUUAAGCUGGUGAUUGUAAACGGCAAGGCGUACGUGGAGAGAUACAGCAAGGCGUUUCAGAGCAGAGACACUUUUACGCUGUGGGGGAUCCUACAGUUGCUGCGUAGGUACCCAGGGAAAGUGCCUGACUUGGAGCUCAUGUUCGACUGCGUUGACUGGCCGGUGAUUCCGUCAAAGAACUUUAGCGAGCCCAAUUCUACAGCCCCGCCACCAUUGUUUCGUUACUGUGGGGAUAACAGCACACUCGAUAUAGUCUUCCCUGAUUGGUCCUUUUGGGGAUGGCCUGAAACUAAUAUAGCUCCAUGGGAGAACUUGUUGAAGCAGCUAGAGGAAGGUAACAAGAGGAGCAGAUGGGUAGACAGACAGCCUUAUGCUUAUUGGAAGGGGAAUCCGGAGGUCGCAGAAACAAGGCAAGACCUCCUAAAGUGUAAUGUUUCCGAGGAACAGGAUUGGCAUGCUCGCGUUUAUGCUCAGAAUUGGACUCGAGAAGAAAAGGAAGGGUUCAAGAAAUCGGAUUUGGCAAGCCAAUGCAUUCAUAGGUAUAAGAUCUAUAUAGAAGGAUCUGCGUGGUCUGUGAGUGACAAGUACAUUCUUGCCUGUGAUUCUGUUACCUUAAUAGUAAAGCCCCGAUACUACGACUUCUUCACGAGAGGUUUGAUGCCGGUGCACCACUACUGGCCCAUCAAGGAUGAUGACAAGUGCAGGUCUAUUAAGUAUGCUGUAGAUUGGGGAAACAGCCACAAGCAAAAGGCACAAGCCAUUGGAAAGGCAGCAAGUAACCUAAUUCAAGAGGAUUUGAAGAUGGACUAUGUGUAUGACUACAUGUUUCAUCUUUUAAGCGAAUAUGCAAAGCUCUUGCAAUUCAAGCCCACUAUACCUCAAGAAGCUAUCGAACUCUGCUCGGAGGCAAUGGCAUGCCAAGCGCAAGGACUAGAGAAGCAAUUUAUGAUGGAAUCCAUGGUGAAGUGUUCUGCAAUCACUAGCCCAUGUACCAUGCCUCCUCCAUAUGACCCUCAAUCUCUCUUUUCAGUACUUAGGAGACAAUCAAAUAUAAUUAAACGGGUAGAAACAUUGGAGAAGAGUUACUGGAAAAAUCAAAAUAAGCAAUAAUAGAAAGUUUUCUAUAUUUCUAGACAACUAUGUAUACAUAUGAGUUAUUUUGAGUUGUAAUUUCCACUAGACAAUGAAAAAAAUUUAGUUAUUAAGGGAAUGAAAUGUAAAAGGUAGACCUUUUGGCGAACUUAGGAUUUGUAAUUAACUUCAAUUACGGGACUUAAUUACUUCCAAA
Molecule: messenger RNA, 2076 nt
Organism: Rosa chinensis
Lineage: Eukaryota; Viridiplantae; Streptophyta; Magnoliopsida; Rosales; Rosaceae
Product: O-glucosyltransferase rumi homolog
Exons: 6
Coding region: 405-1898 (497 amino acids)
Source: RefSeq, a predicted model, not a curated record